Molecule: messenger RNA, 1263 nt
Organism: Lathyrus sativus (Indian pea)
Lineage: Eukaryota; Viridiplantae; Streptophyta; Magnoliopsida; Fabales; Fabaceae
Source: the annotation of a GenBank genome assembly
AUGGUUUCUUCUCCAUCAUUUUAUUCUUUCCUAGCCAUAAUUUCUUUAGUGUUUCAUCUUUUUUGUAUUUCAUCCAUUACAGCCCAAAACAAUGGUUUCACUGUUAAAUUAUUUCGAAAACCCUCUUAUUCACGCUCACAUCUCAUGAGGUUAUCUAAAAAUAAUCCAAAUGCUGCACAUGCACCUGUACAUGCCUAUAUUGGCCAUUAUCUCAUGGAGUUGAAUAUUGGAACUCCACCAGUGAAAAUAUCAGGUAUUGCAGAUACAGGAAGUGACCUUACAUGGACCUCGUGUGAACCUUGCGUAGGGUGCUACAAACAAAUCGAUCCUUUGUUUAAUCCAUUAAAAUCUUCGACUUACAGUGAUGUCUCAUGUGAUACUCCUUUAUGUGACAAACUUGACACAAAGGAAUGUUCGCCUGAGAAGCGUUGCGAUUACACCUAUGCCUAUGCAAGUAGUUCCGUAACAAAAGGAGUUCUUGCACAAGAAACAAUUACCUUAACAUCAAACACAAAUGAACCUGUUUCUCUUAAAGGUAUUCUUUUUGGUUGUGGACAUAACAACACAGGAGGUUUCAAUGAUCAUGAAAUGGGUAUAGUUGGUCUUGGAAGAGGACCCGUAUCAUUCGUUUCGCAACUAGGUCCUUUACUUGGAGGCUUAAAGUUUUCUCAGUGUUUGGUUCCAUUUCUCACUGAUAUUAAAAUUUCAAGCAAAUUGAGUUUUGGAAAAGGUAGUGAAGUAUUAGGGCAAGGUGUGGUUACAACCCCAAUGGUUCCUUCUCCCACACCAGACAAGACACCAUACUUAGUUACAUUAGAAGGCAUUACUGUGGAAAAUACUUAUUUGCCCUUUAAAACUUCAGGGACUGUUGCAAAAGGUAACAUGAUGAUUGAUUCAGGAACACCACCAACUAUAUUACCUAAUGAUUUGUAUGAAAGAUUGGUUAAUGAAGUUAAGAAGAAAGUUUCAAUGGAACCCAUUCAAGAUGAUCCAAGUUUGGGAAAUCAACUUUGUUAUCAUACAAAUACUAGUCCUAAUGGACCAAACUUAACAUUUCAUUUUGAAGGUGCAGAUAUAGUUUUAACUCCUAUACAAAUCUUCAUUCCACAAAUAGAAAAAGUUGGUGUUAUUUGCUUGGGAGUAACCAACAAUAGUGCUGAUGGAGGCAUAUAUGGUAAUUUUGCACAAUCAAAUUAUUUAAUUGGGUUUGAUCUAGAAAGAGAAGAGGUAUCUUUCAAGCCAACAGAUUGCACCAGAGAUUAG